Molecule: messenger RNA, 966 nt
Organism: Medioppia subpectinata
Lineage: Eukaryota; Metazoa; Arthropoda; Arachnida; Sarcoptiformes; Oppiidae
Source: the annotation of a GenBank genome assembly
AUGCGAUCCAAAAGCAAACGGAAGACCAAAUGCAAGACUAUUGUGACCAAUGGUGUGAAUGGUGUGAAUGGAUUGACUCGCGAGUCCAUUAAUGGUAGUAUUAGUGACACAAGUGAUCACAACGAGACCAAAGUGGCGGUCAAGUCGUCCAAAGAGGGGAACACGUGUCGCACGAAGACUACAUCCCAUAACCAUUUGAUCACCGAUUACUACCCGACGCUAUCUUCGGGUCGCAAACGAUUGACUUCCAAAGCGCUGGAACUCCAGAGAGAGAAACUCAUUAAACACUAUCUCAUCAAUGAUUGCGAUCCCAAAGACCUGUUGGCUGUGGAAGAGUUCGGUGACAAAGGCAAAGGUGUGGUCGCCUCGCGGGACAUAUCAAAGGGGUCUUUCAUUUGUGAAUACAGUGGAGAUCUCGUAGACAUGGAAAGGGCUCAGUGUCAAGAGGUGUCGUACGCAUUGGUGGGCGCGGGUUGUUAUAUGUAUUACUUCAGUUGGAAGUCCAAGACGUGGUGUAUCGACGCAACCAAACCCAGCGGUCGUUUCGGGCGACUCAUAAACCACAGCCGAAAGACACCCAAUUGUAAGACAAAACUGGUUGAAUCCAAUGGGAGACCGCAUCUGGUGUUCAUCGCUCUCAGAGAUAUUAAUCAAAGCGAAGAGAUUCUCUACGAUUACGGCGAGACCGACAAGAAUGCCAUCCGAGAGCAUCCAUGGCUGGCCUCUACUUAACAUCACAUUUCCCUCUAUUUAUUAUACAAUCCAUUCGUCAAAACAUUUUUUAUAUUUUUUCUAAACUUUUAAUUGAAAUAAGAGUUUAAAAACUAUUGAUUAUAUAAAGAGUCGAUACGAUUCUCAUUUAAUAAUUCACUUUUCAUAUAACAAAGUAUUUUGUUUUAAAAAGCAUUUAAUUGUAAUUUAUUAAUAAUAUUUCGACAAAUGUUUCGUACAUUAAAUGACAACUAA